Molecule: messenger RNA, 411 nt
Organism: Cicer arietinum (chickpea)
Lineage: Eukaryota; Viridiplantae; Streptophyta; Magnoliopsida; Fabales; Fabaceae
Product: zinc finger BED domain-containing protein DAYSLEEPER-like
Molecular function (GO): DNA binding
Source: RefSeq, a predicted model, not a curated record
AUGGGGAUUAGUAUGAAGAGUAAAUAUGACAAGUAUUGGGGCAACAUUGAUGGAAUAAACGUGCUGUUACUGAUUGUUGUUGUAUUGGACCCAACUUGUAAAUUUGGAUAUGUAAACUACUUUCUUGAUUAUUUUUUUGAAGUAGAUGGUGAGGCAUUGAAGACAAAAUUGUCAUCUUCCUUGAAAUCAAUUUAUCGAGAAUAUGAAGGUAUGGAGGAAGGUUCUCAAAGUAUGGAAGAAUCACAACCAGAGGAAAAUGAUAAUGAUAUACAUGAUAUGAGCUUCUACAAAAAGUCAACUGGACAAAUAAUUGAUCCUAAGUCUAAGCUUGAUAAAUACCUUGCUGAAAAGUGUGAACCUUAUUUUGUCGAGUUUGACAUUCUGAAUUGGUGGAAAUUUUUUGAAACAUAA